UCACUGGCCUCCUGCCCUCUUUUUUGGGACCCCUCUGUCCUGGCCUUUUAACUGCUGUGUCUGUGUCAGCCUCUCCACAGCCUGGCAGCCCUGGCACAAGCCUGCUUCAGCCCCAGCCCCAGCUUCACUAGGAGGAGCUCAGAAAAGGACGGUUGCAUGAAUGAGCAGAGGUGAGCCGUGUUCCCAGGUCUCUGGACAGACUGGUAGAUCCGGACAUGCCACUCCAUCAGCCCUGGCCCAGGGCCCCUUCCUGAGCCAAGGCCAGCCCCUUGGCAUUCUUCCAGCAAUGCUGAGUCCUGAGCGGAUGCGGACCCACUCUGCAUGUGGCCCUGGACUGAAUGCUUCCUCCAUCAUCUCAGGACCGUGAAGCAGGUCAUGGCUUCCAGCUUCUCGGACCUGAGGCUCCAACAGAGGAAAUGACCAUCAGGGACCCUGCUCCAGACCCAUUACGGAGACUGAACCUUCACGGGGUGCGAACCUGCCUGGGACAGGGAAGCUUCUCUCUUUGAAGGGCUUUACAUUUGUCACAGAGAAAGUAAAGAUGACGACUUCGUCUAUCAGACGGCAGAUGAAAAACAUCGUGAACAAUUACUCGGAAGCCGAAAUAAAGGUCCGGGAAGCCACCUCCAACGACCCGUGGGGCCCGUCCAGCUCCCUGAUGACGGAGAUCGCGGACCUGACCUACAACGUGGUGGCCUUCUCGGAGAUCAUGAGCAUGGUGUGGAAGCGGCUCAACGACCACGGCAAGAACUGGCGGCACGUGUACAAGGCGCUGACGCUGCUCGACUACCUCAUCAAGACGGGCUCGGAGCGCGUGGCCCAGCAGUGCCGUGAGAACAUCUUCGCCAUCCAGACCCUGAAGGACUUCCAGUACGUCGACCGCGACGGCAAGGACCAGGGCGUCAACGUGCGCGAGAAGGCCAAGCAGCUGGUGGCCCUGCUGAAGGACGAGGAGCGGCUGAAGGCCGAGCGGGCCCAGGCGCUCAAGACCAAGGAACGCAUGGCCCAGGUGGCCACCGGCAUGGGCAGCAGCCAGCUCACCUUCGGCCGGGGCUCCAGCCAGCCCAACCUGUCCACCAGCUACUCGGAGCAGGAGUAUGGCAAGGCCGGGGGGUCGCCGGCCUCCUACCACGGCUCCACCUCCCCACGGGUGUCCUCAGAGCUGGAGCAGGCGCGGCCGCAAACGAGCGGGGAAGAGGAGCUGCAGCUGCAGCUGGCGCUGGCCAUGAGCAGAGAGGUGGCCGAGCAGGACGUGCGGCCUGCCAUCGACGGGAGGUGCAGAACUCUCAUGGGGAAAAUGGGGCAGACGGACGGGCCAGCCCGUUGUAGUUCCUUGCUCCUGUCUUAUGGUGAAGACGCAGAAGAGCGCCUCAGGCGGGGAGAUGACCUCAGGUUGCAGAUGGCCUUGGAAGAAAGCCGCAGAGACACAGUUAAAUUUCCAAAAAAGAAAGAGCAUGGCUCCCACCCGCAGCAGACCACGCUGUUGGACCUGCUGGACGCUCUGCCCGGCGCGGGCCCUGCUGCCCCGAAGGCGGAGCCCUGGGGCCCUUCCGCUUCAGCCAGCCACACCAACCCCUGGGGUGCUCCGGCAGCCCCCGGCAGCACUUCGGACCCCUGGCCGUCAUUCGGUGCCAAGCCAGCCACCUCCGUCGACCCAUGGGGGGUGCCCACCGGAGCCGGCGCACGCUCCGUCCCCAAGGGCUCCGACCCCUGGGCCGCCCCGCAGCAGCCAGCCCCCAGUGCCGGGAAAGCCGCUGACCCCUGGGCUGCAGCGUCAGCCGCCAAGCCCGCGUCCCCCUCUGGGGCUUUUGAUCUCUUCAGUAAUUUGAAUGGUACAAUUAAAGAUGACUUUUCUGAAUUUGACAACCUCCGAACUUCAAAAAAAGCAGCCAAGGCGGCGUCUCCGCCGGCCCAGAACAGUGGAACUACCAGCCCCGACCCCUUUGAGUCCCAGCCCGCGACCGUGGCCUCAAGCAAGCCCAGUGGCACCCGGAAAACCCCCGAGUCCUUCCUGGGCCCCAACGCAGCCUUGGUGAACCUGGACUCGCUGGUGGCCAGGCCAGCCCCGCCGGCGCAGUCCCUCAACCCCUUCCUGGCCCCAGGUGCCGCCGCGGCCUCAGCCCCGGUCAACCCCUUCCAGGUGAACCAGCCACAGCCGCUGACGCUGAACCAGCUGCGGGGGAGCCCGGUGCUGGGGAGCAGCACGUCCUUCGGGCCCGGCCCGGCUGUGGAGCCCGUGGCUGUGGCCUCCGUGACGUCCGCAGCCUCCCACCCAGCCCUGGGGGCUGGCGGCUCCUCCCUGCCACCGCUGGGCCCCGCUGCGGUGAACAUGGUGGGCAGCCUGGGCGUCCCCCCGUCAGCAGCUCAGGCCACCGGCACAACCAACCCGUUCCUCCUCUAGUGUCCCCCCCCCCGGGACCCGCCGCAGAGCAUCCGUGCCGAGGACGCCAGGCAGGGGCUCUCGCCUGUGGAAUGGGGUCUGAGAGUGGGGUGGGUGUGCAGAGGGUGUCUUUGCGGCCCUGGCCCUCAGCCUGAGGGUCGAGAGGUGGCGGGCUUAUUGAGGCGUCAUCACGCGGCACGUGGGUCCCCGAGCCUGUGUCGGGCGGGAGGACCCCUGACCCAGCCUGGCCGCAGGCCCGGCCCCCGUGGAGAUCCGCCAGCCCUCGGGGGCCUUGGGUGAGGAGGCGGCAGUGCUCGGUGCUGGCCCAGCCUCAGCCCCGGGCUUCUGGGAGCCCCCCUGCCCAGGACCCGGCCCCCACCCUCAGCCCUGGCGCCCCCCCGGCGUGGACGGGGUGGAGUGCGGGCUCCCUCAGACACUGACCUUUGGGGGACGCGGUUGUGCGUAUUUUACUUUUCUUUGACUCGUGUGUGAGUUCAAAGUAAAUGGCGCCACCGUGGAACAACUCUUGACUUAAACCCACUAGAGCAAGCUUUAAACUAACCUGAGCGUAACCCUGCCACGUGCUCCAUGCUUGUACACGUUUGCACAGAUUUUGUUUAGUACAGUUUCAUAUUUGUUUGCAGAAUUAUCGAAUAGUCUUUUUUGGCUAAUAUUUUUAUAACGUCGUUCUUAUUUAACUGUCUAGUUUUGAUAGAAUUUGCCAGGUCUGGCUGGGUUAAGAUGUUGGCCGCGUCACGUUAGUGGUGUAACUCCUCUUAUUUAUGGUUUUAACUCUGUAAGAAAGUUUAAAUAGGAAGAGACAAAAAAUGCCUUAUGGAAAAACUAAAGCAAAUUCUUUAUAGGAAAACAUAUGGGAAUUUGAUUAUGCAUAAAAGAUGUUUAUUUAAAAGGAAAAGAAAACUACAACAGUAACAAAAUCGUAGCCUCCAGUUGCCUUUCCCUUUAACUCCUUUUCCUGGUGGAUUACCAAACCGUUGACUUUCAGCCUUUUUGGCUAGAUCCCAAGAGAGAGGCUAUUUUUCUUACUGAUGAAGCAACGUGAAGAAAGUUAAAGACAAAAAAAAUCUAACAUAUGAAUGUGACUCACCAGGUUUUAUCAGCUAACUCCUUUCUGUGACUGAAGGCAUGCAGUUAACAAGACUUCGUUUACAGUGGGAACGUGGGAAGGAGAGGCUUCUGGAACGCUGUGUCUGUGACCCCCUCUGUCUUACUCCACACUCAGGGUAGAGGUGGGGACAGCGGGGGGGCGGCAUGUCGGGGGCAGCCCAGGCUGACAGGGGGAGGGCCCAGGGCUGGCCCCGACCUACGCACCCGCCCUCCAGACACCCGUUGCAACGUAGAAGUAAUCAUCUCUUACUUGGCAGAGGAAAAAAAAUCAUUCUCACCCAGAAGAGAUUUUUAGCGAACGUGCACUAAUCUUACCUCCCUCUCCCCUGCUUUCCUCACCCCGCCCACCACUAUAAAAAAGUAUUAGGUAAGUCACAAAUGAAAGACCAGAAGAGACUUGCUUCUCCCCAGAGCAGGGCCAUUUCCCCCCGAGUCCUGUCUGUUUGGUCAGCCGGCCUGGCGGGCACCUCAGUCUCACUCUACGUGGCGGACGUCUCACCUCUAGCACCAAGGGCAGCUGACAGCUGAGGGUCUCUCUCCUGGGGGGAUGGGGCCCCUCCCCCCUCUCUGGUUCCAGGAGCUCUGACCCUUGGCGCUGGGCACGGGAGGCUGACUCAGAACUGCCUGCUCAGGCCACUCCUGUUGCCAUGUAGAAGAGCUCACCUGUGCUCCUCCCUGGGGCUACCCCCGGCCCAGAGCUCCUGCCCAGCCCGAGACCUGGGGCUGGACCAUGGGCUCCAGAGUCAUCCACGAAGGCCCUUCCGGCCUCUCCCAGCAGCCUGGGGGAGGGUGGGGCAGGGCGGGGCUCGGGGCAAGGUGCUCCCCCGGGAGGUAGGGGCCGACCCCCUCACGGGGCACAGGACCACGCUACUGGGGUCAUGAUUCCUCGUGAGAGUGAGGGGCCCUUCCCGAUGGGACUUUAAGGCCCCGAUGUCACAGCCAGUGGCCCACCCAGGCCCAGGCAGACUCCCGCCCAGCUCCCGGCUCAGGCCCACCCCCAGGCGCCUCGUCCGUGUUGCCCGUUGCACUGAUCAUGAAGCCACUGGUGCUGCCACGCGUGUGGGACACAUGCCAUCAAGCUCCCUCCUGCCGGGCACCGUGGUAGGGGUGUUGCCCAGCCGUUUUCUCAGUCCCAGGGGCGGGUGGCCGGUUUGGAACUUGUGUUGACUGUUGAUACUUAUUUACUGUAUAAAUAUAAUUUAUCAUUUGUAUCACGA
Messenger RNA from Lagenorhynchus albirostris (white-beaked dolphin), 4725 nucleotides. RefSeq names its product epsin 2 (gene EPN2). Gene Ontology annotation, cellular component: clathrin vesicle coat; plasma membrane; endosome. The record is from RefSeq and is a predicted model, not a curated record. Gene Ontology annotation, molecular function: phospholipid binding; clathrin binding. The transcript is spliced from 10 exons. Gene Ontology annotation, biological process: endocytosis. NCBI's taxonomy places the organism in Eukaryota, Metazoa, Chordata, Mammalia, Artiodactyla, Delphinidae. The coding region runs from base 542 to 2401 and encodes 619 amino acids.